GUGCGUUUAAUGCCGGCAUGAAGAUAACCUUCCCCGAUGGCACCGCCUGGAUGAGGUGAAGGCGUUAAGUCUUAUCCGCGAGGGGACCACUAUUCCCGUCCCUAAAGUCCAUGCGUGGGGUCCCGCUGCUGGCAACCCACUUGGCCUGGGUCCCUUCAUCAUCAUGGACUUCGUCGACGGCGUAAGCCUUAACGACCUUCUUAAGGACCCUAAUGCCGAGCGCCCUACACGACUCAUGAGAGAGGACAUCGACGAUGGCUAUAUCGAAUUCAUCUACAGGCAGUUUGCGAAUUUUCUGCUCCAGCUUUUCAAACUCGACUUUGACAGGAUCGGCAGCCUGCCGUCGCCAAGAGCUGAGGCUGAAUGCCCCUUGCCGAUACGGCCGCUGACAUUCAAGGCGCAUAGCAUCCUACAGAGCGGAGGAGUCGACACUUUUGGUGACCGACACCAGGGCUUCGCGACCACGACCGAGUACUUCCAGUACGUCGCUGGGCAGGACUUGGAGCAACUCAUCCACCAGCCAAACUCGAUUGAUAGUCCAUAUGAUGCCAAAAACAAAUUCAAGGCGUUCAAGGCCGUGAAAUCCCUAAUACCAGACUUCAUCAACGCAAAGUACGACCAUGGGAAGUUCAAGCUAAUUUGCGACGACCUUGGUUUGGCGAACCUGAUUGUAAGAAGCAAGGAAAACCUCACUGUCGUUGGGGUGGUGGACCUCGAGUGGUCAUACAUCGGGCCCGCCCAGCUGUUUGGCUCGGCGCCGUGGUGGCUUCUCCAGGAUAGACCUGUCAACAGCGCGUGGGACUGUAAGGACGAUGAGCCGCCUAAGAUUGCCGCCCAGUACUUCAGGUACUUAGAGACUUUCAAACGUGUCCUGGAGGAAGAGGAGGCCAAAAUGCUAGGGCACGAAGAGAAAGAGCUCUCUAGUCUCGUCAAGUGGUCGCAGGACUCGGGGGCCAUGUGGCUGCACAUGCUCCUCUUAGUUGGCUUCAACGACCAGCACAGCUUCCCCUUUACACAGCUACGUCAACACUUGGGUCCUGCGGAGUGGAAGAGGCGUGAGAAGGAAUUUGACAACGCAGAAGAGCUCGACGCGUUCGCGGCACGGAAGGUGCGCGAGUUGAAGCAGUACGAUGAUGCCUUGGAGAAGGCAGAAGAGGUCAGAGCCUUCGUGGACAGCGGGAAAAUGACGAAGGAGGAGUUCAUUGCCACACUUAGAUAGAGCUCGGCUGUCU
Molecule: messenger RNA, 1232 nt
Organism: Trematosphaeria pertusa
Lineage: Eukaryota; Fungi; Ascomycota; Dothideomycetes; Pleosporales; Trematosphaeriaceae
Exons: 3
Coding region: 164-1219 (351 amino acids)
Source: RefSeq, a predicted model, not a curated record